CGGCGCGCGCAAUUCGCCUUAGCAAUCUCGACAUCAUCAACUCUCCGAACCAGGUACCUCGGUCCGAUAUAGCCUCGUUGGCGACGCCUGGGACCCCGCGAGGAUGGCAGCAUAGCUCGGGCUGACCAGCGAGCGAUCAUUGGGCCCUCCCGACCCCAAGACAGACGGCUGGACCUGUUCUAUUCCUACUAGCAUCUUUAUUCUCGUCUUCACCAUCGCCUCCAGCCUCGCCUGCUUGCCCCAGUCUCCCCUGGGCCGGGCCACGCCAUCUCUCUGGAUCAUGACAACCUAGCCCCGUCCUCUUUCGAUCGCAGCCCUCCAUCAUGUCGGUGAUGCAAGUUGAAGAACUGGUAUCGUACCAGCUGCGCACAGCAUACCUCAACGAUAUCGCAGACGGCGUCGGAGAGCGCCUCAUCAGCCUUAACGAGGGCUUCCUGAGCUCUGCCCCCUUCAAAGCCGCGGGCUGGCGAUCCAACCCCGCCCACAUCAAGCGCACGCACUCGCCUCCCAUCCCUACCGCCGUUGCCUCGGAGUACUUCCAGGCCCCCCGAGCAACCGGUCUCACCCUCGAAGAUGACCCGGACGACAACGCCCUGCUAGGUGGCGGCGGCCCUGUCGCCCCCAAGCGCGCCCGGCGACGGAGGGAGCAGAUGCAGGAGGACGACGAUAGCAGUGAGCUGAGCGACGACAGCGACGAAGAAGCCGAGGGCCGGGCAGCCCAGCAGAUAAAAUUUGCAAAGAUGCCCCUCCGCAACCGCUCUGGCUCGUCUCCGAUCCAAGGCUCCAACCUCCGCCAGUCGACCACGCUGUCGUCCCCGCGCGCCGCCGCCCCUAGAAGAGGCUCUCAGUCGGCCCUGGAGACGGUCAAGGAGAGAGCACGGCGCGAUACCGUGACGAGCAGCGAGGUGUCGUCCGACAACGAGUUUGACGCCUCGGGCUUCCACCGGCAGAGGGAGGCAAGCAGGGCUGGCGCCAAGACCGUCAGGCUGCAGACCGACCUCGACCCCGACGCAGCGCCCUUGGCACCUGGUGUCAAGCGCAUAGGGAGCGAGCCGCUCCCGGAGGAGCAAGAGGACACAGACGCCGCCUCGGACACCUCGUCCGCCUUUGUCGGUAGUAUCGACUCGGUGGCGUUGCUUGACCUAGGAGAGGAAGGCCAAAAGGCGCCCCAGAGGACCGCCACUACUCAGAUCGUCGGCACCCCACCCCGCGAGUUCACAAGGUCGUCGACCGUCCGCAAAUCACAGGCGCCGAUUCACAUAAAUAGCAAGCUGCCACCGCCCCGUCCUAUGAGCACUGUCCGGCCCCUGAGCAUGAUACAGCCCAGGAGCCUGCUGUCGGCCGCGCUCAAGGCCAAGAAAAUGAAACCCGCCGACGCCCUCGAGUCCUUUGCCUCACUGUCCGGCAAGGGAGAGGCGAGCCCUAUCAUGCUUCGCAUCUAUCCCUUCUUUGCGGACAAAUCCAGGGGGGCCCCGAUCGAGGUUCUCAUCAAGAGGAUCGUGCACGAAGGUCAACAGGGCGGCGACCGCCCUGCUGUCGUAGCGGACCUGAUAGGCCUGACCCUCUGGAUGUACAGCGAGGAGAAGCGCGAGCCCCCAAUCGCUGCGGACAAGCGGAAUCCUAACUGGUGGAUGCUUCGCAUGGUUGAUGACGGCGAGAUUGAUGACGAUUUCCCGCCACUGGACCGCAAAAAGCAGCUCACGUCAUUCACGACGGCUAAUAACCGGGCUGCCCGUGCGCGGUCCAACUCCAAGGUCUACGAUGAGUUCGCACUAGUGCAGGCAUCGGCGACAGACUUUACCGAGAACAAGAAGCUCACGCCCCAGCCCAACGACGAUGGUGCCGAGGACGAGGCCGCCGCCGCCGCCGCCGCCGCCGACACACCCGCCCUGGCAGCCCAGGAGGACGAGAUAACCCCUCGCAACACACCCCAGCCCAACACGUCGGCGCUGCAACCGGCGGUCCGGGGCGUGGCGCUGAAUCCCAUCAUCACCACCACCUUCCGUCCCCACGCGCCGCUGGCCGACUCUCCCGCAGCGCCCAACGCCACGCCGAAUGUGAUCCGGGGCCGCAAGAAGCUGCUACGCAUCCACAUCCACUCGUCGGACACGGCCCCCGGCCAGAUGGUCACCCUAGACGUGACGACAGACAUGUACCUAGAGGAGAUCUUGGACCUGGCCUGCAGGAAACGGCAGUUGGACAAGGGCAACCACGUGCUGAAGCUGCCAGGCUCGGGCGCUGUGGUGCUAUUGGACCGCGAGGUUUCGUCCAUCGGCAACGUGGCGGAUCUGGAGCUGCACCGACGGCGGUUCGCGGCCGAUGGCACCUUUACUGCCACAGGCUCGCCGGGGAGCUCGUCGCCCAGGACUAUGUUCUUUGGCGGUGAGUCAGCCACGCUCAGCGGCAGCGGCCGUCGGAGCAACAACAAAAAGACCGCCGGAUCGGCGGCGCCUAUUACGCACCCGCUGGCUCAGCAGACGAGCAACAACGACGAGGAGGUAGAUAACCGGUCCAAGAGGUAUAUUGUGACGCGCAAGGGCACACUUCGCAGCGUCGAGAGGAUAUUGUCCAUCGAGGGCGAGUACAUACACAUUAUACCAUCAUCGAACGGCAAGGCCGAUUCCGGCGUCAGUGGCAAGACGGCCACGGUUCACUUUAGUAACGUGAUCGGGGUCAAGGUGUCUCGGAGGCAUCCCGCCGUUGUCAAGAUCUCUGUCUAUAUCGAUUCCGAAAAGACAUACGAGCUCGAGGCCAAGACGGCGAUCCAAGCGGCCGAAAUCCUCUACGAGCUCAAAACCAGGAUUGCCCCGUAUAGGGAGGUGUAAAAGGGCGGUCUUGGCAGCAAGCUAGUCUCAAGGCGGCAACAGUGUCGCCUGCAUGACGUGUGCGUGUCUUGCAGUCUAGGAUGGCGCCACAGAGUCUUGAAAGGGUGGGUAGAACAAGGAGUCAGUGGACCUUCCCGUUGAGCCCGCCGCAGAGGCAAGGCUGCACCUCGCCCGUUUGGGACGAAAGGGGCGAUCUCUGGGGCAAGAGGGAGGUCCAAAUAGGGUUGUUUCCAUGGGGGAGGAAACGGUUUGUCCCAGCCCAGGGGAAAUCAUGGGACCCACGCCCCUUUGUCUGCCAUGUGCGACUGCAGGUGGUCAUGCAGGUCGUUUAAUUGGCAUGCAUGGAUAUAUGCACACCCCUGGACAUGGGCAGGCGUGGGUACUCCCGAGGCGUAGGCCGAUACGUGCGAUUUUUUUUGCCAACGCACACAAAACAUCGUAGCUAUACUUUAUAGUGUUACCUCGACACAAUGACAAAAGAUGGAGAGUCUGUCAGUGCAUUGGUUGAAGCUUGAUAGGUGGCUGUGGCUAUUAGAUGAUUACAUCUAAUCCCAAACGCAUGGUGAGAGGUUGGAUACCUACGCAAGCCUAGCUAGAAUCAACAAGACUGUUUUCAAGGGGC
Gaeumannomyces tritici R3-111a-1 is the source of this 3447-nucleotide messenger RNA. RefSeq lists its product as hypothetical. The record is from RefSeq and is a predicted model, not a curated record. Lineage: Eukaryota; Fungi; Ascomycota; Sordariomycetes; Magnaporthales; Magnaporthaceae. Gene Ontology annotation, molecular function: phosphatidylinositol-4,5-bisphosphate binding. The coding region runs from base 324 to 2825 and encodes 833 amino acids. Gene Ontology annotation, biological process: TORC2 signaling. The transcript has 3 exons. Gene Ontology annotation, cellular component: cytoplasm; TORC2 complex; plasma membrane.